GACAAGUUCGCGUGAAACAAGAAGCAAGUGCCUGGUUUUCUCUCGCACGCCCUAGAAAGAGAAACAGCACGCACGGACGCAUCCAUGGAAGAAGUAGAAGAUGAAGUAGAAGAAGAGCCUGUGAUACAGGCGAAAGAUCGAGACUUUGCCAAAUUCGAUCAUGGGUGCGAGCACUACCGGAGGCGUUGCAAGAUCCGAGCUCCGUGCUGCGAUCGGGUCUUCGCGUGUCGCCACUGCCACAACGAGUUCACGAACUUGCUGAGCAACCCGAAAGAUCAUCAUGAGCUGGUGCGGCAUGACGUGAAGCAGGUCAUCUGUUCUGUUUGCAACACGGAGCAAGAGGCUGCUCAAGUUUGUUCGAAAUGCGGUGUCAACAUGGGAGAAUAUUUCUGUGGAAUUUGCAAGUUUUAUGAUGACAACACCACAAAGAUGCAAUUUCAUUGUGAGGAAUGUGGAAUUUGUAGAGUUGGGGGUAGGGAAAAUUUCUUCCACUGUCCAAAGUGCGGAUCUUGCUAUAUGAUGUCGUUACGCAAUAAUCAUGUAUGCGUGGAGAAUUCAAUGAAGAGCUAUUGCCCUGUAUGCUAUGAGUAUCUAUUUGAUUCAAUCAAAGGAACAACGAUCUUGAAUUGCGGACACACAAUUCAUAUGGACUGUUUCCAAGAAAUGACAGACCAAAAUCAGUAUCGUUGUCCCAUAUGCUCAAAGACAGCUCGAACAAUGUCUGAAGUUUGGAGGAUGCUGGAUUCCGAGAUCGCGGCAACAGUCAUGCCUGAAGAAUAUCAGUAUGAGGUUUCAAUUCUUUGCAAUGACUGCAACAAAACGGGCAAAGUUCCAUUUCACAUUUUUGGGCUGAAGUGCAGCGAAUGCCGUUCAUACAAUACUCGAAGAAUAUCAGCUGCAGACCAUCAGUAAGAUGAUUCAGGCAAAAGAAUUCACGUGGAAACAAAUGUGAAAAUUGAGCCUGCGGUCCUCGCACAACUUAGGAAAUCCCGGACUCAAAUACCCAGAUCUUUGCUCUCUCAUUUAACAUCGGCCUGGGUGGUGCUUCUUCAGGAGUUCUUGGCGCUAACCCAUUACAGCACUCACACCAACUCUUACGAUCGUCAGUCGACAAUUGAUUAGUCCACCUGCCAAUUUCUUCAUUAGCAAUAUGUUAGAUUGGGGAAUGAAUUUUUCGAAGCAGUUGCCAUAGUCGUUGAUACUUUUUCGCAAUCAAUUACUUUUUCCCUGUUCCGUUGCCCAAAACUAUUAGCGGCCCCGCAAAAGUUGCUACUGCAGGAUUAGGCCGAUUUUGUUGUAUGAUUGCAUCCUUUGUUGUGAUGUAUAUCAUUCGCGAUCAUCUGCUUA
This is a messenger RNA of Syzygium oleosum, 1347 nucleotides long. RefSeq names its product E3 ubiquitin-protein ligase MIEL1. NCBI's taxonomy places the organism in Eukaryota, Viridiplantae, Streptophyta, Magnoliopsida, Myrtales, Myrtaceae. Gene Ontology annotation, cellular component: nucleus. The transcript is spliced from 13 exons. Gene Ontology annotation, molecular function: ubiquitin protein ligase activity; zinc ion binding. The record is from RefSeq and is a predicted model, not a curated record. The coding region runs from base 85 to 912 and encodes 275 amino acids. Gene Ontology annotation, biological process: ubiquitin-dependent protein catabolic process; protein ubiquitination.